AUGAUGAAGGUUGGUGAACUAACAUAUAUUGUGGCAGGUGAAUUGCCCGCUGAGCUUGGCAAUCUUAAUGUUGUGGAAAUUAAUGUCGCUGACAAUCACUUGAUGGGCCCCAUUCCCUUUUCCAUAUUCAACAUAUCUACUUUAUUGAUGAUGGGACUUUCUUUCAAUAACUUUUCGGGCCAUCUUCCUUCAACCAUGGGACUUUCACUUCCAAAUCUUGAAUUACUUCAUCUGGCUGACAACAGACUCAGUGGAGUAAUUCCCAGCUCUAUCACCAAUUCUUCUAAGCUUACUAUUGUAGACAUGACUGGUAACUCUUUUAUUGGCACUAUACCCGACUUUGGUAAUUUAAGACUCUUACGACGCCUUGCGAUGGGAGGAAAUAACUUGACUGGUGAAUCUUUGAGAUUGUUCUCUUCGUUAACGAACUGCCAGGAUUUAGAGAUUCUUGAAGUAGCUGCAAAUAAGCUAAGUGGUGUCCUCCCAACUUCCAUUGGGAAUUUAUCAACUUCUCUUCGGAUAUUGAGAGCAUUUGAAUGCAACAUUAGUGGUGUUAUCCCUGCCGAGAUUGGAAACUUAAGAAGCUUGGAAGAUUUAUAUUUAGAUAACAAUCAGUUGACAGGAUUCAUCCCCAGAACAGUUGGAAAAUUAAAAAGUCUUCAACGCAUAUAUCUUCAACACAACAAACUAGAUGGAUAUAUCCCUGCUGAGCUUUGCCAGUUAAGCAAUUUGGGGCACUUGUACCUGAGUGACAAUAUGCUCUCUGGAUCAAUUCCUCCAUGCUUGGGUGAAUUGAAGUACCUGAGAGGAGUCUACUUAGACUCCAACAAAUUGAAAUCCACUGUACCAUUAAACUUCUGGAACCUUAACGAUCUCCUACAACUAAAUUUGUCUCAUAAUAGUUUAAGUGGCCUUCUACCUUCUGAGAUUGAAAUUUUGAAGGUCAUCAGAGAACUAGACUUAUCCUGGAAUCACUUCUCAGGUGAGAUCCCAAGCUCCAUUGGCAAAAUACAAUCUCUGGUUUUGAUAAAUUCUGCACAUAAUAAAUUUGCAGGAAAAAUUCCGGAGUCUCUGGGGAACAUAAUAAGCUUGGAAUCCUUAGAUCUGUCAUAUAAUAAUUUUUCAGGAUUGAUUCCAAAGUCAUUAGAAACACUUAAGUAUCUACAAUAUUUUGACGUUGCUCACAACAGAUUAGAAGGAGAGAUUCCAACUGGGGGUAAUUUUGCGAACUUCACUAGUCAAUCAUUUAUGAAGAACUAUGCUCUCUGCAGUGAAGAACGAAUACAAUUUCCACAUUGUAGAAAGACUCUCAAAAGAUCAAGGUCAAAGAAUGUGGUUUCAUUAAUGAAAUAUAUUCUCGCCCCUAUCAUAUCUGUUAUCCUUGCAGUGAUCAUAACACUUUUGGUGGUAAGAAGACAGAAAUUGAAUAAACAUGCAACCGAGAAUGAAAUUUCAUUACAGCUUGAAUGGAGAAGGAUUUCUUAUCGAGAACUUCGAGAUGCAACAAAUGGCUUUCGCAAAAGCAACAUACUUGGAAGUGGAAGUUUUGGUACAGUAUAUGGAGGGACACUUUCUGAUGGACUAAACAUUGCAGUAAAAGUUUUCAAUUUGGAGUCAGAAGAAGCAAGAGCAACUAAGAGCUUUGGUACAGAAAGUCAGGUACUAAGCACCACUCGCCAUAGGAAUUUAGUGAGAAUCAUUGGAUGUUGCAGCAGUAUAGAGUUCAAAGCCCUAAUACUGGAGAACAUGCCCAAUGGGAACCUUGAGAAAUGGUUAUAUUCCCACAACUCUUUCUUGGACAUUCUAAAAAGAUUAAAUAUAGCCAUUGAUGUUGCAUUAGCUUUAGAAUAUCUGAAUCACAGUCAUACUUUCACCAUUGUUCACUGUGAUUUAAAGCCUAGCAAUAUCCUUCUUGAUGAAGAUAUGGUUGCCCACAUUGGUGAUUUUGGUAUAGCCAAACUCUUUGGUGAAGGGGAGCUAAUUUCUCAAACAAAGACCUUAGCAACAAUUGGAUAUAUGUCACCAGAAUACGGAGCUGAAGGAAUAGUAUCCACAAGUGGCGAUGUCUACAGUUAUGGAGUGAUGCUGCUGGAGAUGUAUACAAGGAAGAAGCCGACAGAUGAGAUGUUUGAUGAACAAAUGAGCUUGAAAAGUUGGGUUAGUCAGUCAUUAGAUGAGCAUAGAAUAAUUGAAGUUGUGGACACCAAUUUGCUUGGAAGAGGAGACGAGAAUUUCUCCAGAAAGGAGCAAUGUGUCUCUUCCAUUUUGUCUUUGGCGAUUGACUGUUUGAUUGAUUCUCCAACGGAAAGAAUCAAUAUGAGGGAAGUUGGGGCCAGACUGCAAAAGAUUAAAGCUACGAUUCCAUCGAGAUAG
Molecule: messenger RNA, 2373 nt
Organism: Fraxinus pennsylvanica
Lineage: Eukaryota; Viridiplantae; Streptophyta; Magnoliopsida; Lamiales; Oleaceae
Source: the annotation of a GenBank genome assembly